Molecule: messenger RNA, 1092 nt
Organism: Arabidopsis thaliana (thale cress)
Lineage: Eukaryota; Viridiplantae; Streptophyta; Magnoliopsida; Brassicales; Brassicaceae
Gene: MBF1C
Product: multiprotein bridging factor 1C
Exons: 1
Coding region: 489-935 (148 amino acids)
Cellular component (GO): cytoplasm; nucleolus
Molecular function (GO): DNA binding; transcription coactivator activity
Source: RefSeq, marked reviewed
CGAUUUAUGUUCUAUUAUUGUAUACCGUUGGAUCUUUCUAGCCAACGAGUCAAUCAGGCAUUGGUAUUCGGUUCGGCUAACCCCGGUUUCGAAUAAUUCGGUUCUGGAAGUAAGGGAUCCGAAUUGAAACCGAAAUAAAUUUUACGAAAAUUUUUGGUUAGCUUAAUUUUAAUGAUAACUCAUAACCGAACCGAAAACCAAAUUUAUAUAAAACCAUUGAGCCAAAUCGGAUAAUAUGGUGUACCACGAAUCCAACCCAAAAAGCAUUGGUUAACUGCAAAUCAGAUAAUGACACGUCGUCAAUCAUCUCUAAGAACGUUCCAGAGACGAAAAUGGAGAAAAAGAUGAUCGAAUUCUCCAGAAACCAAUCUUCGUAUAUAUAAAUAUCACAAUCCUCUCAACAACAUUCUUCAUCUUCAUCGUUUCUCAAUUUCAAAACUCAGAUUAAUAAAAUUUUCGCGUUGUUCCUUUCUCUCAAUUCAUCGACGAUGCCGAGCAGAUACCCAGGAGCAGUAACACAAGACUGGGAACCAGUAGUUCUCCACAAAUCAAAACAAAAGAGCCAAGACCUACGCGAUCCGAAAGCGGUUAACGCAGCUCUGAGAAACGGUGUCGCGGUUCAAACGGUUAAGAAAUUCGAUGCCGGUUCGAACAAAAAGGGGAAAUCUACGGCGGUUCCGGUGAUUAACACGAAGAAGCUGGAAGAAGAAACAGAGCCUGCGGCGAUGGAUCGUGUGAAAGCAGAGGUGAGGUUGAUGAUACAGAAAGCGAGAUUGGAGAAGAAGAUGUCACAAGCGGAUUUGGCGAAACAGAUCAAUGAGAGGACUCAGGUAGUUCAGGAAUAUGAGAAUGGUAAAGCUGUUCCUAAUCAGGCUGUGCUUGCGAAGAUGGAGAAGGUUCUAGGUGUUAAACUUAGGGGUAAAAUUGGGAAAUGAUUAAACGAUGUCGUUUAUCUUGUAUUUUGUUGACCAAUGUAAAAAGUAAAAAAAAAGUCUUGUUGUUUUGUUUGAUAAAUGAAAAAACAAUAUAUAUCUUUCAUUUCUUUUAUAUAUAGUUAUAUUGAUGACAUAAAACCGUAUACCUUUAUUGUUA